CGGCCCGGCCCGUCCCGCACCCCCGCGGCGGCCCCGCGGCCCAGCGCGCCCCCGACCCCGGGCCCCGCCGCCGCCGCCGCCAUGGCCCGACCGCUGGUGCCCAGCUCGCAGAAGGCGCUGCUGCUCGAGCUCAAGGGGCUGCAGGAGGAGCCGGUGGAGGGCUUCCGGGUGACCCUAGUGGACGAGGGUGACCUGUACAACUGGGAGGUGGCCAUCUUCGGGCCCCCCAACACCUACUACGAGGGUGGCUACUUCAAGGCACGCCUCAAGUUCCCCAUCGACUAUCCGUAUUCCCCACCGGCCUUCCGGUUCCUGACCAAGAUGUGGCACCCCAACAUCUACGAGACAGGGGACGUGUGCAUCUCCAUCCUCCACCCCCCCGUUGAUGACCCCCAGAGUGGGGAGUUGCCCUCAGAGCGGUGGAACCCCACCCAGAAUGUCAGGACCAUCCUGCUGAGUGUCAUCUCGCUCCUCAACGAACCCAACACCUUCUCACCGGCCAACGUGGACGCCUCUGUGAUGUACAGGAAGUGGAAAGAGAGCAAAGGCAAGGACCGGGAGUACACGGACAUCAUCAGGAAGCAGGUCCUGGGGACCAAGGUGGACGCGGAGCGGGAUGGCGUGAAGGUGCCCACCACGCUGGCCGAGUACUGUGUGAAGACCAAGGCCCCGGCGCCCGAUGAGGGCUCGGACCUCUUCUAUGACGACUACUACGAGGACGGGGAGCCCGAGGCCGAGGCUGACAGCUGCUUCGGGGACGACGAGGACGACUCUGGCAACGAGGAGUCCUGACACCACGACCCCGAGAAUAAACUUACAGAUUUUACCUCA
Molecule: messenger RNA, 831 nt
Organism: Lontra canadensis (Northern American river otter)
Lineage: Eukaryota; Metazoa; Chordata; Mammalia; Carnivora; Mustelidae
Gene: CDC34
Product: cell division cycle 34, ubiqiutin conjugating enzyme
Exons: 5
Coding region: 82-792 (236 amino acids)
Biological process (GO): ubiquitin-dependent protein catabolic process; protein polyubiquitination
Molecular function (GO): ubiquitin conjugating enzyme activity
Source: RefSeq, a predicted model, not a curated record